Messenger RNA from Talaromyces atroroseus, 2169 nucleotides. RefSeq lists its product as hypothetical. Bases 1 to 2169 code for a protein of 722 amino acids. NCBI's taxonomy places the organism in Eukaryota, Fungi, Ascomycota, Eurotiomycetes, Eurotiales, Trichocomaceae. The record is from RefSeq and is a predicted model, not a curated record. The transcript is spliced from 3 exons.
AUGGCUAAUAGCAUGGAUCUCGCGGGCGUGCUGCCCACGAUAAAGUGCUCCAAUUGUAGUGUGGAUGUCGAGAUCUCUGCAAUGGGAGAGCAUGUCUGUAUUACCCAGCAACCCUCGAAUUCUUCGCCUGCUCGUGAUAUAAAGCCGAGCAGGCCUGCGCCUCCUCCACGAAUAGACCCUGCUGCUGCGAAUCAACCCUUCUUGACACCUGGCUAUGCGAGUCCUUCGAGCAGUCUUGGAAGUCAUCCUCUCACCCCACGGAUGUCGCCUCUGCGCAGUCAAACCUCGCCCUUCCCUAUUACACCUUCGUCCCUUGACUUCACAGACGACGAAAAUGCUCGCGAUUUGCACGAGCGUUCUGCUCUUAGUCCCAAUCCGGCAGCCACCAUUCGAGCUGCUCUGAGCCCAACGUUCCCUAAAUCUCCGCUUCGCUCCGACACUCCGACAAUCAAUAGUGAUGUUGCUGAUACAGACGUGUCGGGCAGCAUGCAUACUAGGUCACCCUCAAUCGAGAGCAGGAGCACAUACCGAACUUCUGUGUCAAGUAGGCGUUACCGAGAAUCUACAUCAACGUACUCAUCGCGCGGCCAAUCUAUGAGCAUGCCGCGGGGUAUUCGAAAUAUAAUGGACGAAGUGCCUCCAGUGCCCACCGGGCCAUUGAGUUCAUUCAGACCCAACUCCCAGAUGAGUGCUGUCGACUCGAAUUUAUCGAGGAGUCCACCCCAGGGCAAAAAGUCAAAUUAUAAUGGCUUCGAUUUUGGCUUGACCGACGAGCCCCAUAGUUAUGAAGGUGAAGCGCCGUCUUCUCCGCAUGAGAACUUUUUGACACGAACCCAGAACAUGCCGACCAUGGGUGAUUUACAUAACGCCGAUAUAAAUGAGAAUGCACUUACUAGGUGGCCUUCACAACCUUCACCUACUGUCCCAGGUCGACCUUAUCUUCCAAGAGAACCUGACGUCCCCGGUGGAGCGAUUAAACCGGCGCAAAAUAGAACCCCUGGCCCUCAAGAGAGUGUCCAAAACGAUGAAAAUUCGCCGUCGAACUUUAAUGUAGGCCUGGGACUGGACAAAAAUACCUAUCAUGCGACAGGAGGGUCGACAUCGUCCAGCGAAUCCUCCCCUUCCGAUAUGGGCAGUGGUAGCUCGCUAUCGAGCCAGCCUUCGGACACUGACACGAAACCGUCGGAUCUGAGUCAAAUCGAUUCGAUGUUGCAAGAGCUAGAACUUGAUCAGAAACAGCUUCCCCAAGCGGAAGAUCCAUCAGCUUUGGACAAGACGACAACGACGAUGACGAUUUUGGAGCCACCUCGCAUCGUGACUGGUUUCGACCGUGGACCCGACUCGCCCACUGAUCCGUCCCUUGUGAAUGGUACAUACUCAACGCGCAGUGAUCAACGACCGGCAGUUUCUCUCAAAAGUCCAGCAGGGGAAAUGUCUCCAGCAGAGGUUCACGGUCAACAGAUUUCGCGGCCACCUACUGCUGGAGGUCAAAAGCGUCGUUGUCGGGGUUGUGGACAGGGCAUUGUUGGUAAAUCCGUUUCAUCAGCAGAUGGUCGCCUUACUGGACGAUACCACAAAGCUUGCUUUGUCUGUUUCACUUGUCGAUCACCCUUUGAGACCUCGGACUUUUACGUGUUGGAUGACCAUCCCUAUUGUGCUCAACAUUACCAUGAACUCAACGGUUCGGUAUGUUCUACGUGUAAAAAGGGAAUCGAAGGGCAAUACCUGGAGACCAUCGAACAAAGUACUUACGGUAGCGGCAAUCCGCAAAAGUUUCAUCCCGAUUGCCUGACCUGUCGUACUUGUCGUGUUGUCCUUCGGGGAGAUUACUUUGAAUGGAAUGGCCAAGUCUACUGCGAGCGUGAUGCGCGACGGGCUGCAGCCAUGACGCCGCCUCCUGGCAGACUGCGUCCGACCAUGCCUUCCUCACCCCUUGCUGGGCCUCCGGGGUUCCCGCCAGGCCCGCCACCUCAAGGAUUCAGAGGCUCACCACGCCGUGGGCCCCCGGGGUCUCCAGUCUCUCCAGGUGGCCCUAUGCCUCGUGGCCCACCUCCGCCUGGUGGCCGUGGCAUGGGCAGACCACCGCCUCCCAGGCAAAGUGGAUUGGCUCCUCCAAGCGGUGCUCGACGCUAUCCAGAGAGGAGAACGACGAAACUGAUGAUGAUAUGA